This is a messenger RNA of Acanthaster planci (crown-of-thorns starfish), 6959 nucleotides long. Its product is annotated as NLR family CARD domain-containing protein 4-like. NCBI's taxonomy places the organism in Eukaryota, Metazoa, Echinodermata, Asteroidea, Valvatida, Acanthasteridae. The record is from RefSeq and is a predicted model, not a curated record. Gene Ontology annotation, biological process: signal transduction. Gene Ontology annotation, molecular function: protein binding.
GGAAUGAUCUAAGGGUUGUGAUAAAAAACUCUCUACAUUAUAGACAAUGAGGAAAUGCAUGUCGAGAUAAAUGUUGGAUGAUAACGACCUCUACAGCAAAGCCAGACAGAUUCAUGCCAAUGAAUGGAAAGAACUGGCUAUAAAACUUGGUUUCAACCAUGCAGAAGUCUCACACUUUGAGGCAGACCAUCCCCGUAGUGUUGUUAAUCAAAUCUUCCACAUGCUGGUCACGUGGAGAAACAAACAACCUGAUGACGUCAGUCAGACAGAAGCUCUCUGCAAAGCAUUGGAGGAGGUUCAAGACAGAAAAGAUGGUGCCUAUGCAUCACUCCAGUCUGGUCAACCAUCAGUUGGCAUGUCAGAGAAUCAACCAAGAACAUCACAGCAACCAAUCACACAGGUUACCACCUCAUGUUCACUGUCACCAGAAUGCCAAGCCUUUGAUGUCGAAUCCAAAGCUGCCGCCACUAAAUGUAAAGCUGAACUGAAGUUGUUCUAUGAAGGCACAGGUAGCUAUGUACAGCUGAACCCAUGGCUUGCUAACGACCAAAAAUGCAUCAAGGACAUGUACAGUAGGUUACAGUUCUUAAAUGCUAAGGGAGCAGUGCCGGGCACACAGGUGUGUUAUGAGGAUAUUUUAGUCUUCAUGAAAAAAAGAACAGGAAAAAUGAUCCCAGUAGCUGUACUGAGUGGUUUGGCUGGAAGAGGAAAGACCACUCUUUUUGACAAGAUUGCGUUUGAUUGGGCAGUUGGCCUUGGUCAGGUACUACAGAAGUAUGAACUGGUAUUCAGUUUGAAAAUGUUUUACUUGGAGCAGGUGUCGGAUCUCGUCGAAGCAGUUUUUGAUCAACUCUUAGCUGAAGAAACAGCUAAAUACAUGCAGAAAGGUGCUCUGCAAUCAUAUAUUGAGAAAAAUGCCGACAAAGUCCUCAUCCUUUUGGAUGGCUUUGAUGAGUUGAAGACCACCUCCCUCAGUAAAUCCUCCUUCGGUUCCAUUCUGAAGAUCCUAAGCAGAAAGAUGUGUAGAGGUUGUACUAUACUUGUCAGCACUCGCCCCUCAUAUCUGGACAGAUUGAUAACAAAGGACCUAGUUCAAGAACCAUUCACACAUGUCCAAGUCAUGGGAUUCAACAAAGAAGACAGGAGAGAGUAUGUGAACAAAUUUUUCCCUGGUGAACCUGACAAGGUCAGUGGGCUUCUAAGCAGGGUGAAUUCCUCUAACCUUCUUUCCACUUUGGCAGAGAGUCCAAUGCUGCUUCUUUUGAUGUGUUUACUGUGGAGACAAGAUUCCACACUCCCACAAACAAUGUCAGACCUCUAUCACAGUGCGUUUGAAUACGUUGGCAAAAGAAAAGAUCUAUCAAAAGAAGACAUGUCUAGAGUUGCGAUGGCACUUGGCGAGGUUGCUUUACGUGGUCUUCUCAGUCCAAAUCAAGAGCUGACGUUUAAAGAAAGUGAGUUUGAGCCAAGUAUCUUUGGCAUGGCUCUAAAAGCAGGUAUUGUGACCAGACAGAGUGACAGGAAGAGGCUAAUCCCUCACAGCAUUGUACGGUUCAUUCAUAAGACAUUCCAGGAAUUUUGCGGUGCUUCAUACUUGCAAAACCUGUUGAAAGGAGACAAAGAAGAAUUUCAGAAUACACUGCUUGAAAUUAUGUCAAAGAACGUGUUUGACUUUGAGUAUCUUCUGCGCUUUUGUUGUGGUAACAAUGAGGCAAGUACUUUAGAGAUACUGAAGGUAUUUCAGAAGACGCAUCUGGAGGAUUUGUCGUUUGACAACAGGUUAGGUCAUUUAGCACUUCACUGUUACUUUGAAAGUCAGUGCAAAAUCUUGCCUCCUGAAGAAUUUAUACAGUCAUUUGUAUCUGAUCAUGUUGUCAUUGACAAUUUUUUUAGUGAUAGUCACAGCUCAGUGAGAUUCUUUCUCGAAGGUCUUGCUGAGCAGUCAAAGGCUGAUGGCAAUGACUACCUCGCUGAAGUGAAGAGCGUGGAUUUGCGGCAUGCGGAUUUGAGUCUUCCAAAGUUCACUGGAGAAGGUGUAGCACACAUUGCUGAGUCACUAAGGAAACUACCCAACUUGGUUACACUUGAUCUUUCUUAUAUUGACCUGGGUGGUACGGCAGCAUUAUGGUGCAAGCAGGUGAGGCAGUGCAGGGCACUGCAGCACCUAAACUUGAGUUACUGCUCACUGAAUGCACAGGACAUGGUGCAUGUUGCUGUGUCGCUCAGGGAUCUACCCAACUUGGUUACAUUGAAUCUUGCAGAGGUUGAACUGGAUGGUGCAGCAGCAUUAUUGUGUGAGCAGGUGGGGAACUGCAGGGCACUGCAGGUACUAAACUUGAGUGAUUGCUCAUUGAAUGAAAGGAACAUGGUACAUGUUGCUGAGUCACUUAGGGAUCUACCCAACUUGGUUACACUUGAUCUUUCUUUUAAUGACCUGGGUGGUACAGCAGCAUUAUGGUGCAGACAUUUGGGCCGCUGCAGGGCACUGCAGCACCUGUACUUGUGUUGUUGUUCAUUGAAUGGACAGGACAUGGUACUUGUAGGUGAAUCACUCUGUGGCCUUCCCAACUUGAUUACAUUGAAUCUUGAUAAGAGUGACGUGGGUGGUACAGCGGUAUUAUGGUACAAGCAGGUGGGGCAAUGCAAGCCACUGCAGCACCUGCACUUGAUGUACUGUUCAUUGAAUGCAGAGGACAUGGCACAUGUUGCUGAGUUACUCAGUGGUCUACUUAAUUUGCAUACAUUGAACCUUCAAGGUAAUAACCUAAGUGGCUCAGCAGUAUUGUGGUGCAAGCAGGUGGGUCAGUGCAAGGCACUGCAGAAACUGCAGUUGCAGAGCUGCUCGUUGAAUGGAGAGGACAUGAUACAUGUUGCUGAGUUACUAAAGGAUCUACCCAACUUGGUUACAUUGGAUCUUUCUUUUAAUGACCUUGGUGGCACAGCAUCAUUAUGGUGCAAGCAGGUGGGGCAGUGCAAGGCACUGCAAGACCUGGACAUUAGGUUGUGCUCUUUAAAUGGACAGGACAUGAUACAUGUUGCAGAGUCACUUCGUGAUCUACCCAACUUGGUUAAAUUAAAUCUUUCUAAUAAUGACCUGAGCGGUGCCGCAGCAGCGUUUUGUGCAGAGAUAAAGAUGUUCAAGGCCCUGAAGGACCUGGAACUCAAUAGUUGUAAGAUGGCACAGGAAGAUAAAUGGCACAUGAGUGAGUUACAGAGUGACCCUGGGAUCCAUGUUAGAGUAUUUUUCACCCCAUAUUGCCCACCAGAAAUGUUUUCUCGCUUGAUGGAGAUCCCCAUCAUAGUUCCACUUUAGUCAAAGAGUCUUUGGCUGUACAAACAUGCAGCUAAAUCAGAUGUUUCCAUAUAUUGAAAUAUUUUUGUAUGAGUUAUGAAUGGAGGAAAUUUAGUGGACCAACAACCCAAGAUAUGUCUGAAAAAGUGGACUGGCAGAUGUGUAACUCAAAUGUUUAGGGUACCAUUAUUAUUGAGUUUCAUCGUUGACAUUUAGCAUAAAAUCCUAGAAAGUAAACCAGGUUAAUUGAUGAACAUAUUCCAAAGUCAUGACAAAAAUUGGAGUGUUUUAUUUUCUCAACCAAGUGCAAAUAGAAAGUGGAACAACUAGUAGAUUAGGUUACUACAUUUUUUCAUUACUGAUGAGUCAGCAUCUCAGACAAUAAAUGUUAAAAUCUACCACUGAAGUAGUUUUUUAGUAAUACUAGCCUAAUGGGGGGGUCCCCACUGGAGACAGCUUUUGGAAUUUGAGGUUUUGCUGUGAUCAGUGCUCAGAAAAUUUGCAUUUCGCUUAGUGAAUUUUUAAUGCAGUUUGGGAUAAAUUGUUAUUAUUCUUUAAAGUAAAUCACAUUACCUUGGACAUUGUAACUGCCAACAUGCUAUGAAAACUGAGUGUGCCUAAACUAAAGUGAAUUAUCAGAUAAUUUCAGCCAGUGUUGUAGUCGAGUCACCAGUGUUGAGUCCAAGUCCCAAGCCUCAAGACUCGAGUCUGAGACCAUGUCUUGAGUCACAAACCUCGAGUCCGAGUCACAAGUCAUGAGUCAAGUUGUGAGCAAUCUAUUUUGUUUUUGCUGAUUAUUUACAUUCAUUGCAAAAGCUAUGGGUCCUUUUUUGCUUAUGAAAAAUCAUUCACCAUUUAAACUUUAAAUUCCAGUAUCUUUGUUUAUUUCUGUAUUUAAGGGAUGAAGUGCUUGGCCAGUUUUAAAUUACAUUUAAAACGGGCUCAGGAGAAUGCGUGAGCCAAAGAUUAGGGUAUUUAAAAAAGCUGCAUGAAAUCACCUGGGGAAUCCAAUCCUUUGAGCUAAUGUUCCUUGAAAAUGUUUGUGGACUUGAGAAUGAACAAUAUUGUUGUUGUAUCUUGCAAGUUUUAAAGAAUAUGCUUUACAAAUCGUUUCUUACCACAGUGCUCUGUAGACAAUUCUUAAUUUUGUUCAACUCUGCAUUGAUUUGAUUGAGGACAAUCUUUACAGAGGAGUCAAGAGGGAGGUGGUGACAUUGGCUUCCAUGUAAUCUGUUAAUGAUGAGGAACCAACUGUGACACAUCAUUACUACACAGUUUGUCAUUGGAGAUAUUGUAACACAAAUGUCUGGUGACCUUUUAAACUCCAGAGGAAUGGCAGUGGGGUUGACCGGACUGAUGCACUUAAUUAGGUUUCGGGUUAGGGAUGGAAGUUUGGAAACCGGGGGCGUCAAGUAUGUCCAGUCAGGGGUAUGGAACAAAGGGGUAUUGGUGUAACUGUCAGGGGAUUUGACAAUGUGUUUUCGGUGAGUAAAUUAUGUUGUGGAAAGUGGGAAACUGAACUAAUAAGACUGCCAUGAUGGAAAAAGGGGGGAGAGUUUGACAAUAUCCGGAGUAUGAUAAAAAUAAGUAAAUGGAAGAAAGGUUGAAAUGGGUAUUGUGGACCAUUGUUUUGCAUUUUUGUGCUAAGAUAAUGUUUUCAAGACUGUGGAAAACAGAGCCCGGGGAGGAAAUUAAAUAAUGUUAGCAUUGGGAAAUUAGUCAGUCUAAGCUGAGCUGCUGAGGAGUUCAGAUUGGAUUGACUGACACAACUUUGGUACCAGGAUUUAGUUAAUGUGUAGACAAUUGUGACUAAACCGUUAGUUCAUCUUGGAUUGUGCAUAAGGAUUGGGUACUGACAGGGCGUUUGUAACUAAUUGAUGUGAAUACAUGAACUGGUACUGUACCUUCAUUUAAUUUUGUGACAGUGUAUCUUGGCAGGGCGAGGGGAUGCGCAAUGGGUCCUCAUGCCCUUUCCUUGCCGUUUGUAAAUGUUUAGCAUUAGUUUGUUAGGGUACCUCACACAUUGAGGAAGUGAGUUAAAGUGAAUAAACCAGCUAGAAGUAGAUGGUAUCACACAUAUCUUUGCUGGGCGUGCCAUUUCGUUCAGCAUCCCUUGUCCUUGGUGUAACGGGCGGUAUAUUUCCACCCAAACGGAUCCGGGCCCUGGCCAAAUCGGUGCCGCGAGCGGUGCCGCGACCGGGCUGAGUGGCCCGGCGAGCCAAGGGUUCACUGACUACGGAGGAGAAACCGCCACAAUAUCAACACUGUAAAUAUAUGUGUACAAAGCCAGGAGUUCUGACAGUAUUGUGAUGUUGGCAUCGUAUGUUUAUUUAUUGAGUAAAGUGCAAGUGAAAGGACUUGCUUCCUUUACAACUAGUCUUACAUACGUGUACAAAGAGGUGUUCUGUCUUUGUAUGAUAUUUGCAAACAAUAAUGCAUUGAUUUAGUUGAAAUAUAAAGAGGGUUUUGUUUUUCAUUUUAUAUCAAUUUGUAAACAGCUUUCUAUUUAACAGCCAUGUUUUCCUCCCUUUUUGUAACAAGUGAUCAAAAUCAUGGAACUCACUAGCAUUUAAUUCUUUACAGUUCAAAUGUUGUAUAUUCUUCUCAUGAAUUCUUGGUAAAAUUUGAAUUAAAAUGUGAUUGACAUGUACUGCUUAAAUCAACUAUUACAAAUGUGUCAUAACCAUCUUGGAGAGUCAGCACUCAUCUAUCAUUGAAGACGAGGAAAACCACAAGACACACGGUAGCAUCCAUGCUCAUCAUGGGAAAGUACAGCAAAAUAAGUGGGUGCAUGAGAUUGACAGUUCUCUGUGGAACCGUUGCAGUAAAUGAUGUUCAUCAGUUACAUGCAUGUGUAUAUAACUAAGUUUCAAAAAGAGAUUUCAGGAAGCUUUGCUGUCAGUUUCAAGUGUUUGGGAGGGCAAAAAGACCCCCUUGUUUCUGUUGAUUUGUUUUAAUGUUUCAUCGGUUUCAUUCCACAAGGUUUUGGGUUGUAUUUUUGAUGCGAUGAUGGUGUAUUGCCAGUGAAGCUAAUUUAGGCCAAAUGUGGGGGAAAUGUGCGGUUUUGUUUGUCUUUAUUAUAAGUUUCAUUUUCAUCAGUUUCAUUUUCUCUGAGGAGGUUGGGAAUUGACUUUUACCAUUUGUGCCAAGUAAGUCAGUAUGCUGUGGAAUGCUAACCUAGCAUUGUAACAAAGUUGGCUGGUUAACUAGUACUUUGCACUGCAUGGGCUAGAGUUCAUAUUCACAUGUGAAUGUUUGCUUGUUUUUUAAUUCCAUUUUAUUCAGGUACCUAAUUCAAUUUUAAACUUGCCAUGAUGUGUAUUAAGCAUUAUGUUUUUAUUGGGGACCUUGUCACUACUUUGGGUCUGUAUGUAAAUAAUGUGAUGAGACUGAUUUUUUUCCCAACUGCCCCAUUUGGAGGUGUAACUUUUUUUUAUAAGGGAAUAAUAUGGCCAGUCUUGAGAGUGCCUUUAAGACCAGCUAAGGAGAAUAGACGUGACUAAUGCCUGAGCCACAAGUGAUUUUGUUUUAAAAUGUAUGUUACCCUCAUUUUCCUAAAUACCCUGUCCAUUUUAAUUUAUAGUUGUCACAAAGAAUCUCCUUAUAUGGACUUUGCACAUGCCUAGCGUGACUCUUGACCAAUCAGAAUCAAUUAAACUGUCUUGUA